This is a messenger RNA of Baudoinia panamericana UAMH 10762, 1801 nucleotides long. RefSeq lists its product as uncharacterized. The record is from RefSeq and is a predicted model, not a curated record. The coding region runs from base 1 to 1566 and encodes 521 amino acids. Gene Ontology annotation, molecular function: transmembrane transporter activity. Gene Ontology annotation, biological process: transmembrane transport. The transcript has 10 exons. Lineage: Eukaryota; Fungi; Ascomycota; Dothideomycetes; Mycosphaerellales; Teratosphaeriaceae. Gene Ontology annotation, cellular component: membrane.
AUGGCACCAAUUGAGACUCACGCUGAUGUCAAAGCCUACGAUAAUGAUAAAGUAGAAUUCGCGGCCCAACCAAUCCCUAGCGAUCAAUCGUCUGGCGAAGAGCUUCACACCGUCGAGAAGGGCUUCAAUGAUGGCGUCGUCGAACUGCCUCUUGCGGAGCAGAAACGCAUCCUCCGCAAAGUCGAUUUUCGCCUCGUUCCACUACUGGCGCUCUUGUACCUAGUGGCUUUCAUCGACCGCAGUAACAUUGGCAAUGCCAAGAUUGCUGGACUGUCGAAAGACCUCAAGCUGAAGGGUCUCCAGUAUAACACGGCGGUCACACUCUUCUUCGUCAGCUAUGGUUUCUUCGAGGUCCCAAGUAACAUUGUCCUAAAGCUUAUGAGGCCGAGUGUCUGGAUCGCCAUCUUGAUGUUCUCAUGGGGCACCGUCAUGACGCUCAUGGGCCUUGUCCACAACGUACAAGGUCUUUAUGCUGCCCGCUUCUUUCUCGGCAUCGCAGAGAGCGGCUUUUUCCCCGCCGCCACAUAUCUUCUGACGAUUUGGUACCUCCGCUACGAGGUUCAAUCCCGCAUGGCCGUCUUCUACGCCUCCGCGUCUCUAUCCGGCGCCUUCUCAGGCUUGCUCGCCUACGCUAUCGAGAAGAUGCAAGGCAUCGACGGUCUCGGCGGCUGGCAAUGGAUUUUCAUCAUCGAAGGUCUGGUCCCGGUGGCCCUAUCCUUGGUCAUUUGGAAGCUGCUCCCUGACAGCCCGGAGACGGCUAGCUUUCUGACCAAAGAGGAGAAGGAGUUCAUCAUCAACCGGCUCGCGCUCGAGACGGGCUCCGGGCAUGGUAGGGUUACGAACUCCGACAAGAUUGGAUUGAAGUACAUCUUGGCCGCUUUCAAGGAGUACAAGAUUUGGGGCGCUUGGGUGAUGUUCUGGGCCAACACCAUCGGCGUCUACGGCUUCACCGCGACCGUCCCCUCCGUCAUCCAACAACUCGGCUACUCCUCCGCCAACGCCCAGCUCCUCACCAUCCCCAUCUACGUCGUAGCCAUGAUCUUCACCAUCAUCUUCGCCUUCUGGUCCGACCGCGCGCGCCAACGCAGCCCCUUCAUCAUGGCCGGCUUCACCAUCGCCGCCUGCGGCUUCAUCGGCCAACUCGCCAUCCCCCACACCCGCAUGCCGGGCCUGACCUACGGUUUCCUCUUCCCCGUCGCCGCGGGCCUGUACUGCCCCUUCAUCCACAUCGUGUGCUGGAUUGGGAAUAAUCUCGCUCCCUCUUCCAAGCGGGCUGUGGGGAUGGCUUUGCUGAUAUCUGUGGGGAACUUCGGUGGGAUCGCCGGGUCGAACAUCUACAUCGCCCGCCAAGCCCCCAAAUACCCCGCCGGUUUCGGCACGGGUCUCGCCAUCUGCCUCGCGGCGAUCAUCAUGGCCUUUGUGCUGCGGCAGGCGUUUGCGGCGGAGAACGCGAAGCGGCGGACGAUGCUGGACCGCGAUGGAGAAGAUGCGAUCAGAGCGCGGUAUAGCGAGCAGGAGUUGUUGGAGAUGGGCGAUAAGAGUCCGUUUUUCAUCUACACGUUGUAAACCUCCUCAAUAUGGCAGAGCGGCGGCGAAGAGGGGUGGAGAGUCGAGGUAUUGGCAUGAAUAUACUGUCCGUGGCCCACGCUCCACUAUGCGCUGAAGGCGGAGUAUACACGUAUCGGCGAUUUUCUUCGUCAAGCGUCUAUGUUCAUCAUCAUCAUUAUCUCAGUACCACCGUUACCGACCGACAACGCCUGCGCUAGAAGUACGCUUGGCAAAAGCCCUCGUGAGAGCGAGU